Molecule: messenger RNA, 774 nt
Organism: Tetrapisispora phaffii CBS 4417
Lineage: Eukaryota; Fungi; Ascomycota; Saccharomycetes; Saccharomycetales; Saccharomycetaceae
Gene: UBC6
Product: E2 ubiquitin-conjugating protein UBC6
Exons: 1
Coding region: 1-774 (257 amino acids)
Source: RefSeq, a predicted model, not a curated record
AUGGCCACAAAACAAGCUCAUAAGAGAUUAACAAAGGAGUAUAAGAUGAUGAACGAGAACCCUACUCCGUUCAUCAUGGCCCGUCCUAAUGAGGCCAACAUCUUGGAAUGGCAUUAUAUUAUCAAUGGCCCUCCAGACUCUCCUUAUUUUGAGGGUCAAUACCAUGGUACUUUGACAUUUCCAAGUGACUAUCCAUACAAACCACCAGCUAUUCGUAUGAUAACACCCAAUGGGCGUUUUAAAGAGAACACAAGGUUAUGUUUGUCCAUGAGUGAUUAUCAUCCUGACACAUGGAACCCUGGUUGGUCAGUGGCAACAAUUUUAAAUGGGCUAUUGAGUUUUAUGACUGGAGAUGAAAUCACAACUGGUUCGAUAACGACAACUGAACAGCAGAAGAAGAUACUGGCCAAAAAAUCAAUGGAUUAUAACACACACCAUAAUAUUAGAUUCCAGACUGUCUUUCCCGAUAUUGUAGAGACGAAUAUCGAGGCGUUAGAUGAGAGGAAAAGAGCAAAUGCUUCUAAUUCCUCAGGACAAAAUGAGUCCCUUAACGAGAAGAGAGAUGUAAUUGCAGAUGCAGCAAAGGAGAAACCGAUUUCAUUGGAGGAAAUCUUAGACCCUGAAGAUAGAAUACGUGCCGAACAAGCUUUGAGUUAUAAGGAACAAAAUAGUGAAGACAAUAAAACAAACAAUAGUAAUGGUAAAUACCCUUCGAUGUACAUAAUUGUUGCCAUAAUAUUCUUUGCUCUAGGGUUUAGUAUCAAGUCCAAAUAA